Umbelopsis ramanniana AG is the source of this 646-nucleotide messenger RNA. RefSeq lists its product as uncharacterized. The transcript has 2 exons. Lineage: Eukaryota; Fungi; Mucoromycota; Umbelopsidomycetes; Umbelopsidales; Umbelopsidaceae. The coding region runs from base 57 to 473 and encodes 138 amino acids. The record is from RefSeq and is a predicted model, not a curated record. Gene Ontology annotation, molecular function: RNA binding.
GGAUAUUAUACGCCGUAUUCCAUUGAGCAUCGAGAUUUUUGCAUGACUUUUCGGUAAUGCCCAAGACAAAGUCCGGCAACCCCGCUCUCAGUCAAAUUUAUAGCACUCAAUUUUUUUUUUGUUUGCAAAAGUCAAAGAAGCUCUACUCAAUGUCCCUCACAACAAUUUCACCAGUCCGAUUCUUUUUUCGAGCAUCACAGACCAUUCCAUCAGUGACUCAUGCUAGGGCUAUUGCAAAGGAAUUCAACCGAUUUGGUGAAUUACUAGAAUAUAAAUUCAUUCGGUGCCCAGAGACACACGCCUAUCUCAACUAUGGAUUUGUCACAUUCAAAGACAAAGCACAUACCCUUAAAGCGAUAUCGGAAACAGGAGGGUUUUUGAAAAUGAAUGCACCUUUCGAACAACCCAUCGAUGUCAAGCUUGAGAAAACAAGCCUUCGAAAUAACAACCCGUCAAAAGACAAGUCCAAAUAAACCAUCAUCAUUCCAAUAGAUAUAGUCAAAAAAUCAACCUUCUCAUUAAUAUAAAGAAUGUCAUACAUUACAUGGCUAGUAGUGAGGCUGAGCAAAUUGGGAAAGGAAAUUCAUAGUAAACGUCGGCAUAUAGGUUGCUCAACCGAACUUGCUCCAGAUAAUGAGAACAAUGA